This is a messenger RNA of Insectozyma verbasci, 1854 nucleotides long. The record is from the annotation of a GenBank genome assembly. Lineage: Eukaryota; Fungi; Ascomycota; Pichiomycetes; Serinales; Debaryomycetaceae.
AUGGUUAAACAAGAACAUCAAAAGACAAGAAAACUACUAAUGACCAUUUUAGUUUUGAUACCAACAUUCAUACUCAUAGCAAUUUCCUUAUACAAUUACAAUCAACAUUCAUUUUUUAGAGUUAACAUUUCCAAUUUAUCCAGAUCAGAUCCAUACCUUUCAAUACAAAUAGAUGAUCCACUUUCAGAUAAAAUAGGCCAACCGACUCUCAAACCAAACAAGGAUCAUCUUCACAUAGGUUCGACUGCUAUGGUAUCAUCAGAUGUUCCAAUUUGUUCCACCAUGGGAAAGAAUAUAUUGCUCAAUGGUGGUAAUGCAGCAGAUGCUGCUGUUACAGUAGCCUUAUGCAUUGGAUCAAUUAAUUCUCACUCAUCUGGUAUAGGAGGAGGUGCUUUCAUAUUAUCAAAACAUGGAGAUGAUAUCAUAUCAAUAGAUGCUAGAGAAAUGGCACCUAUCAAUUCAGAUAAGGAAAUGUACGACAACGCAAUAUAUUCAAAGAUUGGAGGGUUAGCAAUUGCUGUACCUGGUGAGUUAAAAGGAUUAUAUGAGCUAUUCCAACUACAUGGAAGUGGGAACUUAAGUUGGAAGGAACUUAUUCAACCAGUAAUUGAAUUGAAUGAAAAAGGUUGGAAAUGUUCAAGAAUAUUUGAGGCUGUAACUGCAAAAGAGCACGAUUUAGUUCUUUCAAAAGUUCCACUUCUCAAGUCAUUAUGGGACGACUUUUUAUAUUCAAAAAAUGGGCAACCAGUUCAAGAAGGUGACUGGUUGAAUAGAAAAAAUUAUGCAAACACACUUAUGAUGAUUGCAAAUAAUGGAUCGAGUGACAUAUUUUAUGAUCCAGAAGGUCCUAUAGUGAGAUCUUUAAUUCAAACAGUUAGAAAUUGGGGUGGAGUAAUAGUUCCGAAGGAUUUUGAAAAUUAUCAUACUGUCAUAGAGAAGGCACUAAGUUUGGAUAUUGGAAACUACACAAUCUACACUUCAAACGGAGUGAGUUCUGGUCUCAGUUUACUUGGUGGUUUGAAAUUUUUUAGUCGUAUUUUCAAUAAGUCAGAUUCUGAUUAUUUAUAUUCACAUAAACUUAUUGAGAGUUUCAAAUGGUUAUCAUCAAUACGAACAAGAUUAGGUGAUUCAUCAGACCAAUCUAAAAAUAUAGAUCAUUACUUAUCUGAUCAAUGGAUUGAUGAUAUAUUCGAACAAGGCAAUUAUUCCGAUUCACAUACUUUUGAAUAUCCAAAUUAUAAUCCAUUGUACUGCUUUAAAAACAUUACAGGUACAUCUCAUUUUUCCAUUGUUGAUAAAGAUAACAAUGCAGUUUCAUUAACAACCACUAUCAAUCUUCUUUUUGGAUCAUUAAUUAUUGAUAAAACAACUGGCAUAAUUUUAAAUGAUCAAAUGGAUGAUUUUGCAACUAACUUUUCAAAUGCUUUCAAUUUAACACCAAGUAUGUAUAAUGGAAUAAUACCUGGUAAGAGACCAUUGAGUUCUACAGCUCCAACAAUAAUACUAAAAGACGGAAUUGUUGAUUUCGUGAUUGGAGCUGCUGGUGGAAGUAGAAUCACAACAGCUAUUCUUCAAGCCAUAAUCAGAAUUUAUUAUAUAGGGUUUAAUUUAUUGGAUGCUAUAGCUUUCCCUAGAUUACAUCAUCAAUUGAUUCCUCAAGGUAUUAUGUGUGAGAAUUUAACUGUAUAUAAUGAAGAGAUCAAGGGGAUAGAAAAAGAGUUGAGUAGUAUGGGACAUGAUUUUAUUGAGACUGGUAGUUUAACAGCUAUGAAUGGUAUCAAAAGAGCAAAAGAUGGGUCGUUACAUGGUGUUGCUGAUUAUUGGAGAAAAAGAGGUGAAGCUGAUGGCUAUUGA